This is a messenger RNA of Cinclus cinclus, 555 nucleotides long. It is a transcript of the gene NUDT4, whose product is annotated as nudix hydrolase 4. Gene Ontology annotation, cellular component: cytoplasm; nucleus. Gene Ontology annotation, molecular function: endopolyphosphatase activity; bis(5'-adenosyl)-pentaphosphatase activity; diphosphoinositol-polyphosphate diphosphatase activity. The transcript has 5 exons. The record is from RefSeq and is a predicted model, not a curated record. Gene Ontology annotation, biological process: diadenosine pentaphosphate catabolic process; diadenosine hexaphosphate catabolic process; adenosine 5'-(hexahydrogen pentaphosphate) catabolic process. NCBI's taxonomy places the organism in Eukaryota, Metazoa, Chordata, Aves, Passeriformes, Cinclidae. The coding region runs from base 1 to 546 and encodes 181 amino acids.
AUGAUGAAAUUCAAGCCGAACCAGACGCGGACGUACGACCGGGAGGGCUACAAGAAGCGGGCGGCGUGCCUCUGCUUCCGCAGCGAGCGGGAGGACGAGGUGCUGUUGGUAAGCAGUAGCCGGUAUCCAGAUCAGUGGAUUGUACCAGGUGGAGGAAUGGAACCAGAAGAAGAACCAGGGGGAGCAGCUGUGAGAGAGGUGUAUGAAGAGGCUGGAGUAAAGGGAAAGCUGGGCAGACUACUUGGGAUAUUUGAGCAGAACCAGGAUCGGAAGCAUAGGACGUACGUUUAUGUUCUUACUGUGACGGAAAUACUGGAAGACUGGGAGGAUUCAGUUAAUAUAGGAAGGAAAAGAGAAUGGUUUAAAGUAGAAGAUGCAAUCAAGGUCCUUCAGUGUCACAAGCCUGUUCAUGCAGAAUACUUGGAAAAACUGAAACUGAGCUGUUCACCCACUAAUGGAAACUCUGUGGUUCCCCCUCUUCCAGAUAAUAACUCCUUGUAUGUCACUUCUGCACAGACUUCUGGGUUGCCCUCUACUGUGAGAUAAACAUUUGGA